UCAGUCAGAGCAGAGUGCAGACAGAAACAUACAGUCAGCCUGCUCAAACUGCAGACAAACGCCUCAAGGAAACUAAAGAUACAAGUCUGGUUUGUGUUUGUGUAACAGGAUGGGCUCUAAUAGCUCCAGCGUGAACAACAUCCCAAAUGCCCAGGAGCUCAUGCAGGAAACUGGCUUCUCUGCUGCCCACAUCCUUCGUCUGUACGAGAGGUUUGAGUGUCUGGACAAAGACAAGAGAGGACAGCUCAGGCCUCAGGAUUUCGGAGCAGUUCGGGAGUUGGCCAUGAACCCCAUCGGAGACAGAAUCAUCAGUGCCUUUUUCUCUCCAGGACAGGAAACGGUAGACUUUGCCUCCUUCGUUCGGAUUCUGGCUCAUUUCCGUCCCACAGAAACAAACCAAACCAGAGAUGGAGCAAAGCAGGAGCCGGCCAACAGCAGGACCAGGAAACUCAAAUUUGCUUUUCAGUUGUAUGAUCAGGACAGAGAUGGAAAGAUUUCCAGAGUGGAGCUUCUUCAGGUGCUGCGGGCGAUGCUGGGGAUGCAGGUGACGGAGGAGCAGCUGCAGAGCAUCGCUGAGCGAGCUAUCCAGGAGGCCGACCUGGACAAAGACGACGCCAUCUCCUUCGACGAGUUCAGAAAGUCACUGGAGAAAGCAGACAUUGAUCACAGGAUGAGCAUUCGCUUCCUGAGAUAAAGACGCGACCUGCUGAGAUUUUGGGAUUUUCCUUUUUAUGUUGAAAAGAAGACGAUCAGACACUUGUUCGCUUUCCAAAACCUGCUGGAGGAGACGAAGAUGGAGACACAACAAAGUGUGAACUGAUGUUUGCCUGGUAGAUUCAGUCUAGAUAUGAAGAUAGCUUUUAAUUAGAAUAGAUAAGUCUAAUGUACUGGUAUGAGUUAACAACAAGCAGCGAUGAAACCCUUAAAAUCCCAGUAAAGAGCAUCUUCAGGGCUGUAAAUGAAAAUGGAUGAUAAGGUUUUCAGAUAAGGGAAAGUAAUCAGUGAGGUGGGGCACACAGGUGGGGCAGGGGCCUACCACCACAGAGACCCAGGGUUCAAUUUUGUAAGGUUAAGUAGAAACCUUCAAUAUACAACAACUGGAAUACCAGCAUGUAAAAGUAGAAAAAAGCUCUAUCGAACAAAACUAUGAAGCUUAGGAACAAGAGUUAAACUGUGAUGAGAACCCAAAACUGAAGAGAAACAAUAACAUAAUGAUGGAGUAACCACACCUUUACACCUCCCUCCAUCAACUCAUCAACUAACAUAUGUGAAUAAUAUAUGCUAUAAUGUAAUACGAUGAACAAAAUACAUAUAUGAACAGAUACAAGUCUAUACACACUGGCACUUAAAAACAAGAGUAGUCAUUUAAAACACAAAUGACCUUUUUCAACUUUUCUCUUUGAUGGUAAUCAAUACUGCAUAUUAAACUCAAACACAACUGGCAGUCUGGUGAGGGAUCAUGCAGUUGUCUCCUGGUUGGCUGCAAGGCUUGCACAGUGGGCUGUGGAACUGGACCUGGGGAACUGCAUGAAGCUCCUUUUGCCCUCCAGGUGAAGCUCAUUGCCCUGUUUUCCUGAAACUGAGUGCAAGUGUAAAUGAUUUUGGUGACCAACAGCAGUCGCGCAAACUAAGCGCAGUAGAUAUAUUAUUAGUGGAUGAAUACAGAGUCGGCAGGUGGAGUCUGUCAUCGCUUUUAAAGGACGCAAAUUAAAUGGACAGAGAGGAGAGAGGCCAAGUGUCUGAACGAAAUUUAAUGGCAAGGCACGCUGCUAGAAAAUGAUAUAGCAAAUCAUAAGACGCAACACUCAGAACACAGGAAAGGUGUUCUGUGAUUUUGAAGAGGUCUUUGUGUGUGUGCAACUGCCAACCAGAGCCAUGAAAAUUGCCUUGUGUUUGGGAUAAAAAGCGGUCUAAGCAGGCAGAAGUGAAAGGGCAGUUUCAUGCCGUGUCACUUGAUGUGCCACUCCACGCAGCUCAGCACCAGCAGGGCCAUUCGGAGCUGAGAAAAGCAAAGAAUAGACUACCGCCUGAUGAAAAUUCAUUGUGACUGCAUUUACACUGUGGCUGGCUUUGUGCCGGCAGGAAAAUGGGGCCCAAUGUGUCGCAGAGGUAGAACGGGUCUGUCUGCAGCCUCUACGGGACAGCAGGAAUGGCUUCAGAGACGUUUCAGUCUAAAUGGGGAGAAACUCACAAUUUAAAAAAAGGUUUCAGUUUAGUUAAUUUAAUGCAUGGUUAAACCUGUGUGUUACGAAAUGUUAAAAUGAAUGUAAAGGUUGGAACUGUCUGCCUACAAUGAGGAGUCUUUGUGAGAAAUGUAAUUACGCUUUUUAGUUUCACAGUUAUUAAAUAAAUAACUCAUAUCCUGUA
Siniperca chuatsi (mandarin fish) is the source of this 2367-nucleotide messenger RNA. It is a transcript of the gene chp2, whose product is annotated as calcineurin-like EF-hand protein 2. The record is from RefSeq and is a predicted model, not a curated record. NCBI's taxonomy places the organism in Eukaryota, Metazoa, Chordata, Actinopteri, Centrarchiformes, Sinipercidae. The transcript has 7 exons. Gene Ontology annotation, molecular function: calcium ion binding. The coding region runs from base 110 to 694 and encodes 194 amino acids.